Molecule: messenger RNA, 1987 nt
Organism: Zymoseptoria tritici IPO323
Lineage: Eukaryota; Fungi; Ascomycota; Dothideomycetes; Mycosphaerellales; Mycosphaerellaceae
Exons: 3
Coding region: 216-1628 (470 amino acids)
Source: RefSeq, a predicted model, not a curated record
GCGCGCGUCCCCUCUCUCGCUCCCUACCAUCCAACCUCACCACCGCCCUCUCGUAUUCACUGUUCGCUCGGCGUGUUUGCGCUACCACACUCCCUUGGUCAUUCAACUCAGUCAUUCUUUUGUGAAUCCGAAGGCAGUGUCUUGACGAGGUUAUCAUCUAAACAGCCGACCUCACACCACACCAAACCACCAAACAUCCACAUACCAACGCAACAAUGGUCCGAUCAACCAUCAUCGCCGCCAUGGCCUCGGCCGCCGCGGCCAACCAAUUCGUCAUGUACACCACCGGCGGUGACGACGCCGUCGUCGAGCGUGUCGACCCCAUCGUCAACUGGGGCAACAUCUCCGCCCACGUGCACCAAGUCUUUGGCGCCGACGGCCUCAAGCCCGACAUGACCUACGACACGCUCCAGGACUCCGGCUGCACCAACGUGGGUUCUGCCCAGGGCAAGCAAAACACCGCCGACAUGUCCGUCUACUGGCACCCGUCGCUGUACAUGGAGGCCAAGGAUGGUUCAGGAUACGUCCGUGUGCCGAUUCAGUCGCACAAGUUGUACUACCGCGACACGGGAAAUGCGGCGGACAAGCUCAACGAGCCCUUCGAGUUCCCCAAGGGCUACCGCGCUCUGGCCGGUUUCCCAACCCAGCGCGCGCCCAAGACGGACGGCAUCCACGUGUGGCAGUGCUACCAGCCCUCCGGCACCAUCACCGGCGAGAACGGGCAGUUCCCUCAGAACUUCGAGUCCUGCGAUACCAUUCCCGGCUUCCAGGUCAGGAUCAACUUCCCACACUGCUGGAACGGCAAGGACUUUGACGAGAAGGACCCGGAUGCGCACUACUCGUACCCUGACGGUGACUGCGAGAACGGCCCUUGCCCGGCUUCCCACCCCAUCCGCAUCCCGCACAUCUUCUCCGAGAACAUCUUCGACUUGAAGAGUGUGCAGGACAAGACCAUCCCGGGCUCGUUUGUCCUCUCCCACGGUGACAAGACCGGCUGCGGUUGGCACGCCGAUUUCUUCAACGGCUGGAAAUCCGGCGCCAUCCCCGAACUCUUCAAGACCUGCCCUCAAGGCGAAUACGGCAACCACGACAUCGGGACCUGCCCCACCUUCGCCGCCGGCCCCGACGCCACCCAGUGCAAGCAAACCGGCACCUUCAAGGAAGAAGUCGACACUCCCGGCCAGUACCUCCCCGGCUGCAACCCCAUCGUCGACACCGACCCCGCACCGAAGAUGGCCGUCGCGCCUCUGGGCGUGUGCACCGCCGAGUGCCCGAAAGCCGGCUCCGGCCACGCUUCUUCCGGCUCUGGAUCGUCUCCUCCAUCCUACCACUCCGGCUCCGGUUCUCCAGCAGCGGUCGUCAGCCAGGCUGUUGCGGCCGUCAGCCAAGCCGUCGCGCCCGUCUACCAGGCUCCCGCUGCUUCAGCAGUUCAAGAGAACAGCGACGGUUCCAUCGUGUGGGUGACCGAAGUCGUGACCGUCACGGGAGCCGCCGGCGGCGCUGCGCCGACCGCACCAACCUACCAGGCUCCUCCGACGUACCAGGCUCCUGCUGCUGGCGGUGCUGCUCCGGCGUACAAGCGUCACGAGCACAUGGAGAAGCACCGUGCGCACGCUCGGUCAUUGUAAAGCAUUCCAGACUCGAUGUCGUUGAGGAGGGGAAUGAAUAUGUGACGAGGCAAUGACAGACAAAGUCCAGAAGUAGCGCACUUGGGGAGGUGUUGUGAGGAAGACAGAAGACAAAGAACAGGGAAAGAAGAAAGGUUUACAGUUACAUAUCAUGCUUGUGCUGACAUAUGAUGUGAUAUGGGUGGUGCAUGUACGCAGAUGCAAAUCUAUGCAAGGGUGUUUUUUCGUGUUCAGAGAGAGAGAGAGAGAGAGAGAGAGAGAGAUUUGUUGAUACCUUUUUUGUCUCUUAUCUUUCGGUAUUUUGGGGUUUGCGCUGGAAUGAACAAUUCGUUUACUUAACUUAUAUUUCUUCUCGUCUU